Molecule: messenger RNA, 3676 nt
Organism: Mercenaria mercenaria
Lineage: Eukaryota; Metazoa; Mollusca; Bivalvia; Venerida; Veneridae
Exons: 3
Coding region: 859-2994 (711 amino acids)
Biological process (GO): regulation of apoptotic process
Source: RefSeq, a predicted model, not a curated record
AUGUCAUUAAGUGCAGGCGUUGGUGAACUACUACAAUGCGAGUUAGUUUCACUUUAGUUUCGUUGAACGGAAUUCGGGCUGCGUGUUUAUCAAUCCUCUUACGCAUACGCGCAGCCAGUCGUUGAAAUGUAUAAAGUAAGCCAACCAAGAAUAAAAGUACUUUGUUUAUCAUCAAAAUAAUAAAGACAAGCUCUAAACAAACAUGCAGAUAUAUUUAGCGAAUAUUGGAAAUCGAAAGUUGGAAAUACAGUAGCGGGGAUUUCAACAUUCUUGGAACAUACCACACUACUCUACCUGGAAUUUCCAAAUUAAAUCAGACACGCCAUUUGCUAAGUUACAACACACAGCGACUGUUGAAUGAUUAUGAUAUAGUUUUAACAAAGCUGUUGGAUGAAUGAAAAAUUGUUGAUAAAUGAAAAUUACAUGUGACUGGAUUUUAACUGUGCCCUAUACUCUUACACGAAUUGUUCUCGUCGGGCUACCGAGUAUAUUAGAUUAUGUUUGCUGUGUAGAUAUGGUGUAAAGACAUCCUGUUUCGUUUGUUAAAGAAAAACAGCUACUCUUCAAACCGAUACUCAUAUAGUUGACAUUGCCCUAAGUAGUGCACAUGAAGCUCGUGUUUCUUUAAGCACACGUGAAAUUUCUUUACAGUUUGCCAAUUAACAUUUGACUGCAUAAUGUUUUCAUGUGUAAAAGGAUAUAAACGCGGCGAGACUGUACGGAUAUUUGCUUGCAUGAUGUAUACACUUAUUAGUACAUAAAACAUAUAUGUUUAUAGACUUGGUGUUGAUUUGCAAAUCAAGGAACGAAACAAACGAAUUUUCAGUUCUUCAAAUUUUGUGUUAAAAUUUUGAAAAAAUGAAAACUGAAGAAGAAAUCGCAUUACAGAAAUGUCAUAUGUCCCUGCUGCAAGAUUUAGACGUAAAGGACAUAUUACCACACUUGUUUCAAAAUGGAAUGAUUACCUCAAAAGAUUACGAGGACUUUGAAGAGAUGAACGAAACCAGGACUACUAAAUGUAAGAAGCUGCUUCGAAACAUAAUACGACCUGAAAGUAAAUGUACAUUUUUAGGCUUCACUGAAUCUUUAAGAUACAAUGAUACAUAUUCAUUUUUAGCUGAUUUAUUAGAACAAGAAAAAGAAAGACUGCUGAGGAAGAACGACUAUGAGAGUGGUGAUAGAAGUGAUCUUCUAUAUGAACCUGUUAGAAAAAUUAAUGUGUUUACAAAGAGGAGAAAAGCCAUUUCAGCACUUGCUCAUAAGCUUAAAAGACUUUCGCACGACGGUGAUAUUAAAACAUUCCAAAGAGUGGUUACAGCUAUUGAUACAAAGUUUAAAAAGAACAAACUGAACAUGACAACGGGUGUAAAUGAAAGAAUGGAGUUUGCUGACAUGAGAUUUGCUUCUAUUGAAGCUGAAAUAAGUGCCAAGAGAGUGCGUUAUGACAGAAGUCUUGAGGAAGGGGAUAUGUUCAGGGAUAUGGAGUCCGUUAUAUCUUUUACAAGUAACCCCCGUGUGAGCAGUAUGUCUUAUCUCGCAAGGUAUGGUUCAACAAUAGCCAUGACAGAUUCUAUUGAUGAUGGGCUGGCGUAUGUUCAAUUUGCUAAAGAACAUGCAGAGCACGUGACGCCGUGCAAGGACACGGGCAUGGUUUACUACAUAGAAGUCAAUUUGCUGUCUCAAAAGUAUGAAAAAGAUCCAACAACUCACCUUAAAGCAAACAUUUUGAAAACAUCAGAGCAAGGUAUUGCUCAGUUUACCGAUGAAAAUGAUGAAAUAAGAAAAGACUAUCAGAGAAUGCUAUUGUUAAAAAGGGUAUUUUGUUACCUAGGAGUUGGCCUUUUUUGCAAGAAAAUAGAAAAAGCAGAAACUACACAAAUAGACAUAGAAGAGGCUAAAAAGGUGAUAGACUUUAUAGAAACAUCCGACAUAUGGCAAGGGAUGGAGAAAAGACGUAAAAUGUUGUUCUACGUUGCUAAGUCAGAGUAUUACAAACAACAAGGCAAUUCGGAUUUAGCAGUGGUCCAUGCUAAAGAAGCUCAAAAGUUGGGAGAAGAAAAUAACUGGACAGCUGAACUUCCAAAUAUUUCCGAGAUGGUAAUGGAGCUUGAAAGAAAAAGGACUACUGUAUGUAAACUUACAGAUGCAUCUGAGGUCGAUAUACUUGCUGAGUUGUUUGAGGACCUUCCUGACCUCGAAGACGAGUCAGAAGAAAAUAAUAAUGACAUAACAUGCUCAUCAACGAAUUACGUUGAACAUGGAAAUGGAAGCAAUGAUUUACCGUCGGCGCUCAUACGUGGUGUGCAAGAAACCGGCGAGACAAUAACACAGAUGAUGUAUAUGAAAGAAUGUGUGAUAAAUGACCAGGCCGAAGAAGCUGUUACUUGGGCUACAAAUGAUUAUGGCAACACUUUGCAUUCAGAUAUAGCGUCUACAUAUGCAAUUCAAGGAGCGGAAGAGAUGCAUAAACAAAUGAUGGAUUUGAAAGAGGUUAUUAUGCAUGACUCUGCCGAUGAAACUGCUUGUAGGUCUGCAAACGGUUGUAAUCAAAGAAUAACGUUUCUGAAAGAGGUCAAUGUAGAACAACAUACACAAGAUCUACAAUAUCAUACACAUCUGGGUUUUAAUGGUGCAGACAUCAGUUUUGACAAAAGCGAUAAACAAAAUAUGCAAAACAAUUUAGACAAAACAAUAAUGGCGCCAUGUAUGUCAUAUUUAAAGUCACCAGAUAACGAAUAUGAAGAAAAUGAGACAUCAAUCAUUAAAGAUCAGUUUCAGUUACGAUAUAAAAAGGAACAAGAGGACGAUAAUUGUACACAUCCAGACUUAUCUAAUGAUCACCACUUCAUGCUUUUGAAAGAACAAAAUUCAAUUAGUCAAUCAGAACCAAGUCCAGUUAGUGAAUCACCAUCUAACAUCAGCCAUAAUUUGAUAUUGUUGAAGGAAGGAGGUGAAAUUGCAAUACCAACUCAGAUCUGUCACAUGUCUCAGUAACUCCAGUGUCGUAUGAUACAGCAUGAGAUAUGAUGAUAUAUAGGGCAUAAACAAGAAAACGUGUCGACGAAGUUAGCGUGUCAUGAUAUAUAGGACAUGAACAAGUAGACGUGUCACGAUAUAUAGGACAUGAACAAGUAAACGUGUCGAUGAAGUUAGCGUGUCGUGAUAUAUAGAACAUGAACAAGUUAACAACGAGUGUUGAUGUAUAAGACAUGAAAAAGUAGACGUGUUGAUAAAGUAAACAUGAUAAUAACUUUUAUACUACUCCCGCACGAUAAUUUAAACGACAGCAUGUUUAUAUUAUCGUUUGAUUGUUAUUGUUCUCAUGACUCAAAAAGUUUGUCAAUGAUAGAAGCUAAUUGCAUACUGUAAUGCUAUACAAAUGUACAAAAAUAUUUUCUGUAUUAAAACGUAUUAAUGAAGAAAAAUCAUAAUUAUCAAACAUGUUAUCAUUUGAGUUAUCGUGCGGGAUUUAUAAAAACGAGCAUUUUUUUGUUUUGGUUAUUACGCAAUGAUAAUUGCACUGUGCAGUUACCAUAUUUUACUUUGAUUGGGUAGUAUGGGCGAUGGCUUUUAUUUUCAACAUUUAAGAUAUUUUGUAUAAAGAGUGAGUUGUAAGAAUCACAAUUGAAUAGCUGACCUUAUUUAUUCUUUAUGAAAUUAAAAAAAGCAAAAGGGC